Drosophila busckii is the source of this 860-nucleotide messenger RNA. It is a transcript of the gene Vps2, whose product is annotated as charged multivesicular body protein 2a. Gene Ontology annotation, cellular component: multivesicular body; ESCRT III complex. The transcript has 2 exons. The record is from RefSeq and is a predicted model, not a curated record. The coding region runs from base 1 to 747 and encodes 248 amino acids. Lineage: Eukaryota; Metazoa; Arthropoda; Insecta; Diptera; Drosophilidae. Gene Ontology annotation, biological process: protein transport; endosome transport via multivesicular body sorting pathway; late endosome to vacuole transport.
AUGGAUUGGCUUUUCGGCAAGAAAAUCUCUCCAGAUGAGAUGCUACGCAAGAAUCAGCGUGCCCUAAACAAGGCCAUGCGUGAUUUGGACCGUGAGCGCAUGAAAAUGGACCAGCAGGAGAAAAAAAUCAUAGCAGACAUUAAGAAAAUGGCCAAGGAGGGUCAAAUGGAUGCGGUCAAGAUCAUGGCCAAAGAUUUAGUGCGCACGCGUCGCUACUCUAAGAAAUUUAUGCUCAUGAAGGCGAACAUACAGGCGGUUUCGCUUAAGAUUCAAACGCUUAAAUCUCAAAACACAAUGGCACAAGCCAUGAAAGGUGUUACCAAGGCAAUGCAGAAUAUGAACAGACAGCUGAAUCUCCCGCAAAUACAAAAGAUUCUGCAAGACUUUGAGAAGCAGUCCGAAAUGAUGGACAUGAAGGAAGAGAUGAUCAAUGACGCUAUUGAUGAUGCCAUGGAAGAUGAGGGCGAUGAGGAGGAAACUGAUGCUGUUGUCUCGCAGGUGCUUGACGAGCUGGGCUUACAGCUGGGCGAGCAGUUGGGAGAUUUGCCUUCAGCAUCCGGCUCGCUGUCUAUUGCAGGCGGCGCAGGUGCACAAAAAACAGCCGCUGCCGUUGCCGCUGGCGGUGCAGGCAACGGACCAGCAACCACUUCAGGUGGCGGAAACACUGGUGGUAGCGGCGGCUCUACGCCCAUGUCCGAUGCGGAUGCAGACUUGCAAGCGCGUCUGGAUAAGCUGCGCAAGGAUUAAAUUAUUUCACGCUUCCAGUUGCCGUCGUUCUAUCGUUUUUAAGAGCAAAUGCUAUGUUAUAUGUACUUUGAUAUGCCCCGUAUUACCUGCCCGAAGAAAAAAAAAUCGAUUUA